AUAGAAUCAAAGGCUCAGAAUCGCAGGAUAACCGUCUCCUGUGUGCAGCUUCUUCAAACCCUGCAAAGGAUCUUGCGGAUGUGGAAGUUCAUAGAUGUUUAUACCAUUACGCCGUUCGUCUGAAAAACCAGGACGGGGAAAUUUUCCUGCGUGACAUUUCUGAAAUGACACUUCAAAAGAGUCAGACCAACGUUACAUCAGCAACAUUCUUUUAUCAGGAUCAUCUUCCCAUCAUAGGAGAAGAUGAAUUAGAACAUAUAGUGGCAAAUAUAGAGACAGAAGCCUUUCACCAGAAAAUUCAGGUUCAAAUUCGGAAAAAUGGAAGCUCUGUGGAAAAUAUAGAGACAGAAGCCAAACAUCAGAAAAUUCAGGUUCAAAUUUGGAAAAAUGGAAACUCUGUGAAGAAAGAAACAACAUUCAGGCCAUCCCUGCAUUAUAUUUUGGAGGAUAUUAAUUUGCGACACAGAUUUGAAGAAUUAACCAGCUGUCCGUGUCAUUUUGUCCACGACAAGAUUCUCAUCGGUAAAAAACUGGAUGUUGAAAACGAAGCAUGUGGUGUUCACGAAUCAACAACUGCAGGAGUAAUCAAGAGUUUAAUAGAGGAGGGAAUUGUAGUUUUUAAACAGAUAGAAAAACAGUGUAAAGAAGAUGAUUUAUUAGUUAAAUACUUCCUUGGAUUGGCAGAGCAUAUCAUGGGAGAAGAAAUGAUGCCAGUUAUCAUUACAACAAAACCACCAACUGAAAAGUUGGUGAAAGAGGCAGAACAACUGACAAUCCCAGUUAUAUACCUCAGGACACCCACCUCUGUUUGUGUGUCAUGGUAUGGACUAAAUUGUAAAACCAACUCAAAAGGAGGUAUAAGAGACUCACAAGAAAACAAGAUAAUUUAUCAGGUUGAUUUUCAACAGCCUUGGAUGAUAAAAAGACUAGAAUCUAAGGCAGAAUGUUUGAAUUCUUCUGAUGAGAGUGAAAAUAUUUUCGUCACCACAGAAGACUUAAAAGAUUUUGAUAUUCAAAUUUCAUCAAUUCUUACUGGAGUUAUUUUUCACAUUAUGAAAGACAGAGCAGUCAAUUUGUCUCCAGAGGAUGACCUAUCUGAUUGUUUGGGAAAGAGAAUACCGUUAUAUAUAAACUCCCUUCCUGUGCAGUUACUAAAAGCUGGACGUUGGAAUUUUCCUGGAUCAUACGUGACGGAAACACUGGAGAAAAUAUUCAAUCAGCAGUCAAUACAAUUUAUCUUUGAAAAGAAUAUGGAAGAAGACUUUAAAUUUGGAUUGUUCGAAGACCUUAGGGAAACAACAGAAUCUACAUAUCAGCCUCCAAAGUAUACUGAGGAAAAGAAGUUGGAAGUAGGCAAAGGCUGCAGUAUAUUGGACCUUGUGUUUUAUGCCCUGCUAAAAACAAAACAUUUAGAUGGAGCCAGACAACUACUGGAAACAGGAUGUGUGGGUAUAAAGCCAAUUUUGAUUGGAUGCAAGAUUUUGAAGGACCUCAGCGAAGAGUGGAAAGUAGGGAUUUCAGAAGAGAAAGAAUUACAUAGAUUAAGAAGGAUGUUUGGUCGACAUGCGCUUAGUAUCAUGAACUAUAUUCAUGAAAGAGAUGAGAGAGACAAACCAGAUGAGCCAACAAGUGUGUCAGACAAAGUGAUGGCGUUUCUUUUUAAGAAAAAAGAUGACGUCAAUAACGCAGGAAGAUUACUUCUUAACCACGGUUACCUGGAUGUUGCAUACAAAACAGAAAAUGAGUGGUUUUUAGAAAAUUCAAAGCUGAAAACGAUUAUAAAGGAGUUAUGGAAUGGAAUGGGGUAUAAGAAAAACAGAGGUCCCUCGGCGAGGAUAACAACAUUCACUCUUUUCGUGCUCCAUAUUUUCCUGAUGCCUCUCCUGCUCGUCAAUCUCGAUAGACCACCUUUAACAUGGUUCUACAAGAAAUAUCAUACCCCAAUACUGAAGUUAUGGAUAAAUAUGGCUGGAGUUUUCUUUUUCCUCGCUGCGUUUGCGUACAUGCUGUUGUUUGAUUACAGUGAAGAAACGGUUUCAAGUUCUGAGUUUGCUGUUCUUUUCUGGGUAGCUUGUAAAUUUGUGGACGAAUUAGAACAGAUCAUUGUUGCCAUUAAAAGAAGGAAGACAGUACCCGACACAGUAAAAAUAUAUUUAGAAGAUUUCUGGAACCGUUUGGAUUGGUUAAUCAUCAUUGCCUGUACGUUGGGUGCCAUCUUGAAAUUGUUUGACAAUGCCAUGAUGGAGGAUGCUGCAAAAUUACUGUAUAUAUCUGCUUACGUUAUGUUAAACAUUCGAAUUCUCAACAUGUUUUGGACAUCAGAGUUUCUUGGAACUCAACUUGUUAUCAUCCAGAAAAUGUUUGGGAACACACUAGCAUUUAUGGCCAUCGUACUUGUGAUCAUGAUGUGCUACAAUGUGGUGGAUUACGCUCUUCUCUUUCCAAAUACUGAGUUUAGCUGGACGGAAGUAGAAAGUAUUGUGAAAAAUGGAUACUGGACUUUAUAUGGAGAAUUUGAUGUCGAUGUUGGUAAAGACUGCACAAACAAUGCUACUAUAUACAAAGCUGGUUUAAAAGACAGGUGCCCUACUUCCCUUGGCAGCACAAUAUCGCCUUAUCUGAGAGGCAUUUACUGCUUGAUAGCUGUUGUAAUGUUGCUUAACUUACUCAUUGCUAUAUACAGUUACACAGCCGCAAUGGUGCAUGAAAAUUCUCGCAUGCAUUGGUCACAGUUACAGUUUAACUUUCUUGAGGAAUACACCAUCAGAAAUAUCUUCCCAAUCCAUUUCAAGCUUCUUUCAGCGGCUGCGUUUGUUAUCCACCUUGUCAUAUCCCCAUUUUUGAAAUGUGUGACGAACAAAAAAGGGCAACCAGCAUAUAAGAGAGUGCUUCUGUACGAUGAGAGAUAUGACGUCAUUCAAAAAGACACAGAAGAGGCGGAGAAGAACGGGAUCCUUGAAAUGCAAGGGAAAUUAGAGAUUGACACUGAUCACUUUCCCGAGCAACUAGAAACUUUGAAGGACGAAAUGAAAGAAGUAAAAAGGGAAAUGAAGAAUAUGAUUGAGGAACUGAAAAAGGAUAUGAAAAAUCUUCUGAAUUCGAAGGAAACGACACCACUGAGUCCGCAAAGAAGUUCCAAAAUGGAAAGUUUUUUGCAAAGAAAACAGAGUUCAAAAUGACUUUUUAUCUAAACAAAAUGUUUAUGUAUAAGAUAUAAAUACUGAAAAAAAAGUUCUUUCAUUAUCAAGUAUAUAUUUAUGUAUUGAUCUUUCAAAAAUAUGGUUCUAUAUUUUAAAACGGAUAUAAUUGAAUGACCCUUUAUCUUUUAUUUAUUUGAUAUGUGAAUUGAUACAUGUUUACGUUUUUAUGAAGGAUUCAUCUUAGAUUCACUACAAUUCCAUGUAUCCGAUACGGUAUAUACCACUAUUAAAGAUUGGCUUACGAUGUCUGGAUAUCAAUCAAA
This is a messenger RNA of Saccostrea echinata, 3463 nucleotides long. RefSeq names its product transient receptor potential cation channel subfamily M member 5-like. Gene Ontology annotation, molecular function: monoatomic cation channel activity. The coding region runs from base 165 to 3179 and encodes 1004 amino acids. The transcript is spliced from 27 exons. The record is from RefSeq and is a predicted model, not a curated record. NCBI's taxonomy places the organism in Eukaryota, Metazoa, Mollusca, Bivalvia, Ostreida, Ostreidae. Gene Ontology annotation, biological process: monoatomic cation transmembrane transport.